UCGGGUUUAGAAGUUUUCAUCAACUCAGAGUUCACUCUCUUUGUAUGUUGUAUAUGAAAAUGGUGCGUGGAACUAGGAAAGUUGCGUUGUUAUCUUUGUUUUGCCUUUGUGCUUUAGUGGGGAGCGUGGUUGCGAGGAAUAUAGUGGGUGAAAGUAAGGAGGAUGAGGAGAAAACGUCAAUUGGUUUAGGCAAGGGAGGAGGAUUCGGUGGUGGCUUUGGUGGAGGUGGAGGUGGAGGUGCUGGCGGUGGGGCUGGGGGGGGCUUUGGUGGUGGAGCUGGUGGCGGUGGGGGCUUUGGUGGUGGAGCUGGAGGAGGCGGAGGAUUAGGAGGUGGUGGUGGUGGUGGAGCAGGUGGCGGUGGAGGAUUUGGAGGUGGUGCCGGUGGAGGAAAGGGUGGUGGCGUUGGUGGUGGUGCCGGUGGGGGAUUCGGUAAGGGAGGAGGCAUUGGUGCCGGGGGCGGCAAAGGUGGUGGAUUUGGUGGAGGCACUGGUGGUGGCAUAGGUGGAGGAAUAGGAAAAGGUAGUGGCAUAGGUGGAGGGAUUGGCAAAGGUGGUGGUGCUGGUGGAGGAUUUGGUAAAGGUGGUAGCGCUGGUGGAGGAUUUGGAAAAGGAGGUGGCAUAGGUGGUGGUGCUGGUGGAGGUUUUGGUAAGGGAGGUGGAUUGGGAGGUGGCAUUGGUAAAGGCGGUGGAGGGGGUAUUGGUGGUGGUGGGGGAGGUGGAAAAGGUGGUGGGUUUGGCGGGGGUGUUGGGGCAGGCUCUGGUGGUGGAUUCGGAAAAGGUGGACGAUUUGGAAAAGGAGGUGGCAUAGGUGGUGGUGCUGGUGGAGGUUUUGGUAAGGGAGGUGGAUUGGGAGGUGGCAUUGGUAAAGGCGGUGGAGGGGGUAUUGGUGGUGGUGGUGGAGGUGGAAAAGGUGGUGGAUUUGGUGGGGGUGUUGGGGCAGGCUCUGGUGGUGGAUUCGGAAAAGGUGGAGGAUUUGGCGGAGGGAUUGGAGGGGGUGGAGGUGGUGGAUUCGGUGGUGGGGGUGGUGGAAUUGGACACCACUAAGAGUCACGUUGCAUGCAUGCAAGAGACAAGUAACGUGAACCAUUAAUAUUAUUAUCCCAAAAUAAGUGAUUUUAUUUGAAUUUGAUGUAACAUUUUGUAUUUGUGAUAAUUACUUCUUAUUAUAAUGUAAUAUGUUACUCCUUUGCUGCAAUAUAAAGUUUUUAUAAUAUA
This is a messenger RNA of Mangifera indica (mango), 1214 nucleotides long. Its product is annotated as glycine-rich cell wall structural protein. The transcript is spliced from 2 exons. Lineage: Eukaryota; Viridiplantae; Streptophyta; Magnoliopsida; Sapindales; Anacardiaceae. The record is from RefSeq and is a predicted model, not a curated record. Bases 45 to 1043 code for a protein of 332 amino acids.